Messenger RNA from Acanthoscelides obtectus, 677 nucleotides. The record is from the annotation of a GenBank genome assembly. NCBI's taxonomy places the organism in Eukaryota, Metazoa, Arthropoda, Insecta, Coleoptera, Chrysomelidae.
GACAAAUGACAGUAAUUUGAGUUUUGUCAAAAAAAUGACAAUUGAUUUGGCAGUUAAAAUAUUCUAUAUUUUGAAAUCAAUCUGAAUUUUUGCAAACUAUUUAUGUAUUCCGUUACACAAUGCCGUCGAGAAUAGAAGCUCCAAUGAACCACUGUGUGAAUCUUCGCCCUCAUCAAGAAGACCUCCUACAACUAAGCGAAUUGGCUGGAAUUCAUAUGGAUAAAAAAGUAUUUAGGCUGAUUAUGGAAAUGCUCAACAUGGGAUUCAAUGCAGAAACGAUUUACAGUUUGUUAAAGUAUAUCAAGAAUUCUAGGACCAGAAAACCUAGAGUAUCACUGACAAAAUCCAAACAGAAAUAAAUACAUCCAGCUAAUAGGUAAAAACUAUGUAUGUAUAGAAACCAUUAAAAUGCACUUGAUUCUAUCAUAGUAUUAAUUUUUUUGGUAUUGAAAAUGUAUUAAUGAAUUUGUAAUAGUUAAUAUGGCUGUGUUCAAAUUUGUUUGCUGGAUUCUGAAGAUAGGGAAUAACUCCCUUAUAUUUUUAUGGAAAAUAUAUUUGUUCUUUUACUAUAAGAAAUUCAAAAUUUAUGAUACCUAUAUAUAGAUCUUUGAAAUUAUUUUUGUUAUAAUUUAAAAUGAUUAUUGUAUUGUAAGAAAUAAAUAAUGCAUUCAUUACAC